AUGAGCUUUUUGUUGGACCUGGUUGUGGGGAUCUUCCUCAUCAUCUACUACAUUUUGGAGUCAUGGGUCCUGUUUUUCAUCCCCAAGAGCCUGAGGAUGAAGGACAUUGCUGGACAAGUGGCCUUGGUCACUGGAGGGAACAAGGAGACAGUGAGGCUGGUGAAAGCAUAUCUGAAGCAGCAGCCAUCUGGCAAGCAGCAUGAGCAGAAAGCAAUAAAUGUGGACAGUAUGGUGUAUGGGUUCAAGGUGGACCUGUGCAAAAGGGAUGAUGUGUUCAGGGUGGCCCAGUUGGUGCAAAAGGAAGUUGGCACAGUUGACAUCCUCAUCAACAAUGCUGGUGUAGUGUCUGGCAAGUCCUUCUUGUCCACCUCUGACCAGCAGAACAUUCUGACUAUGAAUGUCAAUGCCAUUUGUCAUUUUUGG
Messenger RNA from Notodromas monacha, 423 nucleotides. Lineage: Eukaryota; Metazoa; Arthropoda; Ostracoda; Podocopida; Cyprididae. The record is from the annotation of a GenBank genome assembly.